GAGCGUACCUGGCACGGCCAGCAAGCCUGCAGAGCUCGUCGUACCGGUACCAUUAGCCGCCGCAGUAGGUAUGUACAGUGGCAAGGCGCAGGGGCUCUCGACGGUCGACUCGGUCGUGAGUGCGCUCAUGGGCUCGUACGACGUGCAAAACUUCAAGAUGUGGCGACUCGACGACGUCGAGUACGUGCGACAGCGGCAGCAGUGGCGCGAGGACGACGUGCGGCGGCGCCACGCGUGGCGGCUCCAAGACAUUGAGCGCGUCCGGCGGCUCGAGAAGCUCGCGAACGAGCGCUGCCUCAUCGACAUUCGCACGGAGCAACUGCUGCACAUCUCGCAGAUCUCGAUCGUCGUCGCCUACUUUGCGCGCGUCGCGUACGUCGAGUCGCAGAUUCCAGACAACGGCAACCCGAUCGUCGUGGCCUUGCAGGGCUCGUCCGCGGCCUUGGGCGUCCUGUGUAUGAUCAUGUGCAUGAUCAUCGUUGUGCUCAUCCAGAUUGCCGUCGCGAGGUACGCGACCGAGGACCUCGAGGACCAGCUGCGCGCCGUCAGAAUCGAGCACCUCGACGUCGUGUCACCGUUCACGCAGUGGUGGCUUCUGCGCUGCGAGAAGGAUUGGCACAUGGCCUUUACGCUCUUCCGCACCGGUAUCGUGCUCGUCCUGCUCACGAUCGGCUUUCUGAGCUGGCUGCAGUACACCAAGAACUUUGGCGUCGGCGUCAGCAUCUCGACGCUGAGCGGCCUCACCCUUAUCUAUUGGUUCUGCCGCAUGCAGCCGCGGUGGCCCGAGGUGCAUGCAUUUCCGAUGCACGACGACUAGGCGCUCGACGAAUAUAUCG
Molecule: messenger RNA, 836 nt
Organism: Saprolegnia parasitica CBS 223.65
Lineage: Eukaryota; Oomycota; Saprolegniomycetes; Saprolegniales; Saprolegniaceae
Exons: 3
Coding region: 71-817 (248 amino acids)
Source: RefSeq, a predicted model, not a curated record